GAGCCCCCGCGCCGCGUUGCUGAUGCUGCUCCUGCGCCCGAUCAAGCUGCUGAGGAGGCGCUUCCGGCUGCUGCUGCUGCUCGCCGUGGUAUCGGUGGGACUCUGGACUCUGUAUCUGGAGCUGGUGGCGUCGGCCCAGGCCGGCGGGAACCCCCUGAACCACAGGUAUGGCAGCUGGCGAGAACUGGCCAAGGCCCUAGCCAGCAGGAACAUCCCAGCCGUUGAUCCGAAUCUCCAAUUCUACCGUCCCCAGCGGCUGAGCCUCAAGGACCAAGAAAUUGCCCGAAGUAGGAGUAGGAACAAUAGCUACCUGAAGUGGAACAAGCCUGUUCCCUGGCUCUCAGAGUUCCGGGGCCACGCCAACCUGCAUGUGUUUGAAGACUGGUGUGGCAGCUCCAUCCAACAGCUCAGGAACAACCUGCACUUCCCGCUCUAUCCCCACAUCCGCACAACCCUGAGGAAGCUGGCUGUGUCCCCCAAGUGGACCAACUAUGGCCUCCGCAUAUUUGGCUAUCUGCACCCCUUCACCGAUGACGCUCUGCUGUUGCCCAGGGAAAAUCCAGUUUGCCAUCGCUGCUGAUGACAAUGCUGAGUUCUGGCUGAGUCGUGAUGACCAGGUCUCAGGCCUUCAGCUGCUGGCCAGUGUGGGCAAGACAGGAAAGGAAUGGACAGCCCCUGGAGAGUUUGGGAAAUUUCAGAGUCAAAUUUCCAAGCCAGUGAGUUUAUCAGCCUCCCUCAGGUACUACUUCGAGGUCCUGCACAAGCAAAACGACGAGGGCACUGACCACGUGGAGGUCGCGUGGAGACGGAAUGACCCUGGAGCCAAGUUCACCAUCAUUGACUCCCCCUUCUUAUCUCUCUUUACAAAUGAGACCGUCCUAAGAAUGGAUGAGGUGGGUCACAUCCCACAGACAGCAGCCAGCCACGUGGGCUCCUCCAACACUCCUUCACGAGAUGAGCAGCCCCCAGCUGACAUGCUGCGGCCUGACCCUCGGGACACCCUCUAUCGAGUGCCUCUGAUCCCCAAGUCCCACCUGCGCCACGUCCUGCCCGAUUGUCCCUACAAACCCAGCUACCUGGUGGAUGGACUCCCGCUACAGCGCUACCAGGGCCUCCGCUUUGUUCACCUGUCCUUUGUUUAUCCCAAUGACUAUACCCGUCUGAGCCACAUGGAGACCCAUAAUAAAUGCUUCUACCAAGAAAGUGCCUAUGACCAGGACAGGUCAAGCUUCCAGGAAUAUAUCAAGAUGGACAAGCCAGAGAAGCAUAGUCCGGAGCAGCCAGCAGGUUUGGAAGAUGGCCUCCUAGAAGAAUCCCAAUAUGAAGAAGCACCAGAGGAAACCCUCACUUCUCGAGACCGGAAUCCUGGGAUACAAGGGAGAAAACAGGAGGCUACUUCCACCCCGGGGCGGGGUGUCACUGACUACCACCUGCGGAAGCUCUUGGCACAUCCACAGAGUGGUCCUUUAGCACCUCUUUCCAAACAGAACCCUACAACUGCCUUUCCAAUCAGGACAAGUAACUUCCAAGUCCAGCGGCCGGAGAAAAGGACGGGGAAAACUAGCCCUGUGCCCAGCCGAGAUUUGUCUCAUUCUGAACAGGGGGCCCGGAGGAACCUGCCUCUCACCCAGAGAGCCAGGCCCACUGGUGACAGUCCUGGGAAGACUCUUGAGCAGUCCCAGUGGCUGAAUCAAGUGGAAUCCUUCAUUGCAGAGCAGAGAAGGGGAGACAGGAUAGAGCCUCCAGCCCCCAGCAGGGGCUGGCAUCCUGAGGAGGACGUGGUGAUAGCAGCGGACCAGGAAGGAGAAGUGGAGGAGGAGGAAGAGGGGGAAGAUGAGGAAGAAGAUAUGAGUGAGGUGUUCGAAUAUGUGCCUAUGUUUGACCCAGUGGUGAACUGGGGCCAGACCUUCAGCGCUCAGAACCUCGACUUCCAAGCCCUGAGAACCGACUGGAUUGACCUGAACUGUAACACAUCGGGCAACCUGUUGCUUCCGGAGCAGGAGGCCCUGGAGGUCACACGGGUGUUCCUGAGAAAGCUCAGCCAGAGGACCCGGGGGAGAUACCAGCUGCAGCGCAUUGUGAAUGUGGAGAAGCGCCAGGACCGGCUGCGUGGGGGGCGCUACUUCCUGGAGCUUGAACUGCUGGAUGGCCAACGCCUGGUACGGCUCUCGGAGUACGUGUCCACUCGAGGCUGGCGGGGAGGCAACCACGCGGGCAGGGAGGACACAGAAGCUCGGAACCUGCAGGGUCUGGUCUGGAGCCCACACAGCCGUCACAGACAUGUCCUGAAUGCCCAGGAUCCGGAGCCCAAGCUAUGCUGGCCUCAAGGUUUCUCCUGGAACCAUCGAGCUGUGGUCCACUUUAUUGUGCCUGUGAAGAACCAGGCUCGCUGGGUGCAGCAGUUCAUCAGAGAUAUGGAGAGCCUGUCCCAAGUCACUGGAGAUGCACAUUUCAGCAUCAUUAUCACAGACUAUAGCAGCGAGGACAUGGAUGUGGAGAUGGCUCUGAAGAGGUCCAGACUGCGGAGCUACCAGUACCUGAAGCUGAGUGGAAACUUUGAGCGCUCCGCUGGACUGCAGGCUGGCAUAGACCUGGUGAAGGAUCCACACAGCAUCAUCUUCCUCUGUGACCUGCACAUCCACUUUCCAGCAGGAAUCAUUGAUACCGUGCGGAAGCACUGCGUGGAGGGCAAGAUGGCCUUUGCCCCCAUGGUGAUGCGGCUGCACUGUGGGGCCACCCCACAGUGGCCCGAGGGCUACUGGGAAGUAAAUGGAUUUGGACUGCUCGGCAUCUACAAGUCCGACCUGGACAAGAUCGGAGGCAUGAACACCAAGGAGUUCAGAGACCGCUGGGGAGGGGAGGACUGGGAGCUGCUGGACAGGAUUCUCCAAGCGGGCCUGGAAGUGGAGCGGCUCUCCCUCAGGAACUUCUUCCAUCACUUCCAUUCCAAGCGAGGCAUGUGGAACCGGCGCCAAAUGAAGAUGCCGUGACGCCGGGUGGGCCAGCCGCUUCCAGCUCCUUGACUUGCAGUCGACCCCAGCGACCCCUGCUCGCUGCUGAGGAGGGACUCUGAGGAACUGAAGCCUCAGCUCUAAUUGUCCUCUCCACCGGGAACUGUCCCUUCAUGCAGGGAUGGGCGAGCUCCAAGGCUCCUCUGCCGCUCACCAAGUUGACAGAUGGACAGAUGCUGUGCAGUGAGGCUGGGAAGACAACACCUGCUUUCUUAGAAUACCAUCUUGUCCACUAAGGUGCAUUCCCACAGCCCAGCGCUCCUCACAGGGAGUGGUGACUGUGAACCAGAAACUUCAAUGGGACAGAUUUUAUUUGGGGUUGGAGGGGGAAAUAUGGGUAAUUUUUUAACAGAGAGUGAAGACUUCUAUCUAGACCCAGCACCAUCUGGGGUAAAGCUGUACGUUGCAGACCUCAGACCCACCUUGAGGUGCUGGUCCCACACAGAGUACUUCAGCUCCAGGGCCAGCCCGUGCCUUCUAAACCCACACGUCUCUCCUGGUGGCUACUGAACAGCUGGCCUUAACCCAAUCGGGCCAGUAACCCAAGUCGGACAGACAGAGGGUUCUCUAGACUGGAAACCCAACACCGGUGGCAUCUUCCUACUGCAAUGGGGUGUCGGGUGGGAAAGGGUGGGCAGCGGCCCCAUUCUCCCGGGUGUCUGCCAUAUGGGUUGUGUAGCACCAGCAAGGUCAAGC
Mus pahari (shrew mouse) is the source of this 3707-nucleotide messenger RNA. RefSeq names its product beta-1,4-N-acetyl-galactosaminyltransferase 3 (gene B4galnt3). Gene Ontology annotation, cellular component: Golgi cisterna membrane. Gene Ontology annotation, molecular function: acetylgalactosaminyltransferase activity. Lineage: Eukaryota; Metazoa; Chordata; Mammalia; Rodentia; Muridae. The coding region runs from base 492 to 2990 and encodes 832 amino acids. The record is from RefSeq and is a predicted model, not a curated record. The transcript has 20 exons.